Messenger RNA from Ylistrum balloti, 1851 nucleotides. RefSeq names its product methylthioribose kinase-like. The record is from RefSeq and is a predicted model, not a curated record. The transcript is spliced from 8 exons. The coding region runs from base 1 to 1161 and encodes 386 amino acids. NCBI's taxonomy places the organism in Eukaryota, Metazoa, Mollusca, Bivalvia, Pectinida, Pectinidae.
AUGGCAUCUGUAGGCAAAACUGUAGGUGACACCGACCAAUUUCUCAGGGUUGUAACGAAUCACUCCCACCUCAGUGAUGACCUCGCUUUUGCCCGUGAGCCAGGUAACUUGGAGGUGGUGGCUGUAGGAGACGGUAACCUCAACGAUGUGGUCAGGGUUAUGGAAAAACAGGGCAACUCCAGUGUCAUCAUCAAGCAUGCCCCGCCCUUUAUCAAGUGUUUGGGUCCAGAAUAUCCUCUUACAGCUGAGAGAGGUACAACUGAAUACCAAGCACUGAUGAGGUUUAAUACUGCAUCGCCCGGUUGCUGUCCACAAACCUACUUUUAUGACACAGAGGCCAGCCUCAUCUGCAUGGAAGAUCUAAGAUCAUACAAAGACCUACGCCGUGAAAUGAUUCAGGGUGUUUGCAGUGAUGAGGCCGUGAAAUGUAUUGCUAAACACAUUGCUAUUGUGCAUAGAGAGAACCAUGUCUCCAAACUCAGCAGUGCUGACAUGGAUGACCUCAUCAAUUUGUUCGGGUACACAGACCUGGUACAACUCACAGAGCAGUAUGUAUUUACCAGGCCCUUCCUUAAAGAUGAUCCCACCAACAAAUAUUCUGAAGAGGUUGGUUCCCGUGCCAACUUAGUGUAUGAUAAUCCACAGGUUCUAGCUAAUGCAGCAAAAAUGAAAAAGGUCUUCUUGGAAAAGAAGGAAUGUUUGAUACAUGGUGAUCUUCACACUGGGUCCAUAAUGGUAUACAACGAUUCAGCAAAGUUGAUGGACAUUGAAUUUGCUUAUGUGGGACCUGGAGCAUUUGACAUAGGAUGUCUGAUAGCCAAUUAUAUAAUGUCAUAUUACCAACACAUGUCAGAAGGAAACCGACAGUUUGCUUAUCGCACUAUUGACUUCUGUAAACUUACAGGGAAGACAUAUUUUGAGAACAUGACCUGUAGUACAGGGGAUGUGGAGAGCUACAACAAAAAUUUCAUGUCUGAAGUUGCAGGAUUUGCUGGUUGUGAGAUCAUUCGCAGAAUACUUGGAGCAGCUCAUGUAGCAGACCUUGAAGGCAGACUCUCAGCUGAAGUUGAUGCCCUAGGAGCUGGGGUACGACUGAUUACUGCUCAGGAGAGAAUAGACACAAUGGACCAGCUAAUGAUUAUUGCUCAUAUGUUGACUUAAUAUAUCAAUGGUUGAUUGACGGUGUUCACAAAAAUUGUUACUGAAUGCAUUGUGUACACACCUUAAUCAGCUCCUGAGGUGGCAUUUCAUCUAAAUGUAAUCCCUUCUUAAAAUGUAAAACCCUAAAAAUGGUGAGUCAUAACAUGCCAGGAUGGUGAAUUUGGAGUUUUCUUACAUAAAAAUGCCACCAUUGACUCGAUUUUCACCUGUGAAAGCUUCAACAGGACACUCUUUGUUAUUAUGUCAUCUUAUUAUGAGCUCUAGAAAAUGUAUACUUCAAGGAAUGAUUUUUUGUUUCACUGUCCUGUCGAAAUCAAUUAAACUUUAAUGGGAGGAUGACCCAAUCUUAUCACACCUAACCAAACUAGUGUUGGCUCUUUCUUUAUAUUCAUUUCUUAAAAAGCAAAUACAUUUAUUUUUGGCUGUAUGAAAAAGUAGUUUUAAUAUAUUUCAUAUAAUAUAUAUUACGUCAUUUGUUAAAGCCUUUGUCAGGUAUGUUUCUAUAAAUCUAAACAGUUGUUGAAUAUCAACAGUGUUUUAGGUAAUAGCACGUAGUGAUAUAGUUGUGUAAGUUUAAACAGUUACAAUUUAGUUAAAAUUAUUCUCUGACAUUCCGUCAACUUUCCUUCAUCAACUCCAGACUGAUAUUAAAAGAUGGCAAAAUGUCAAAAUAAUCUGGACUGGUCACAA